AUGAAGAACCUGGCGCUUGUUUUCGCUGUUUGCCUUGUAGCUGCUCUUCUUGUAGACACUGAAGCUUGGUCAGGGGGCCAGUGUCGAUGUGGAAAGUGGUGCAGUAAGUGGGAAUGGCCGCGGGGACGGUGUGGUAAAUACGGCGUAGUCUGCUGCAAGCGCUGGGGCUGGGGCAGUUAUGGGGGAGGCUAUGGCGGAUACGGUGGUUACGGCGGAUACGGAGGUUACGGUGGGUACGGAGGUUAUGGUGGAUACGGUGGUUAUGGCGGAUACGGAGGUUAUGGCGGAUACGGAGGCUACGGUGGAUACGGAAGCUACGGUGGAUAUGGAGGUUAUGGCGGAUACGGAGGUUAUGGUGGAUACGGUGGCGGAUACGGAGGCUACGGCGGAUACGGAUAUGGAAAGAAAUAUUAA
Messenger RNA from Mya arenaria, 414 nucleotides. Its product is annotated as shematrin-like protein 2. The transcript is spliced from 3 exons. The coding region runs from base 1 to 414 and encodes 137 amino acids. The record is from RefSeq and is a predicted model, not a curated record. NCBI's taxonomy places the organism in Eukaryota, Metazoa, Mollusca, Bivalvia, Myida, Myidae.